AGACAACUCGGAGUCGGAGGGCAAAACCUAGCAUUCGUCUAUCGCUGUGCCGCCCCGGCCUCAACGCUCGCCUCCGCCGCAUUUCCUCUCGACUCUCUCCACUCCUCUGGGCUCUGGCUGCCCCCUUCACCGGCGGAGAGCUGCUGUCGGCGAGUCCCAUCACCGUUUGGGGCCGGCUGGCGGCGACCUCCUCAGUUGGUGCCUUGGGUCAGCAAGUUGCUUUUAGCUUGUGAAAAAUGGAGCAUGAACUACGUUCUCCAUCUGGGAUCCAAAGGGUUCAUGGGCAGCCCGUGUUGUUGAGCAGAAUCUCUUCUUAUUCUGCCAUGAAUAACCCUGUAUUCAACAAUGUGCCCCUCUGGUCGCAUCAUGGGAUGAAUGCAACUGUUGGGCUCCCAUCAGUCAUGAUGCCGUCCCCCGUCUUUGCUUCUGCCCCCAAAGAGAAAGGUUUUUCUGGAUUUAUGGUUGACUUUCUGAUGGGUGGAGUCUCUGCUGCUGUUUCCAAGACUGCUGCUGCUCCCAUUGAGCGUGUCAAGCUGUUGAUUCAGAACCAGGAUGAGAUGAUCAAAAGUGGUAGGCUUUCUGAACCCUACAAGGGUAUUGGAGACUGCUUUGCCCGGACGAUGAAAGAUGAGGGUGUCAUCUCACUGUGGAGAGGAAACACAGCUAAUGUCAUCCGUUACUUCCCCACACAGGCAUUGAACUUUGCAUUCAAGGACCACUUCAAGCGCAUGUUCAACUUCAAGAAGGACAAGGAUGGAUACUGGAAAUGGUUUGCUGGAAACCUUGCUUCUGGAGGAGCUGCUGGUGCUUGCUCUCUCUUCUUUGUUUACUCUCUGGACUACGCUCGUACGCGUUUGGCCAAUGAUGCCAAGGCUGCAAAGAAGGGUGGUGGGAGGCAGUUCAAUGGACUCAUUGAUGUUUACAAAAAGACCCUUGCCAGUGAUGGUAUCCGUGGCCUCUACCGUGGAUUCAAUAUCUCUUGUGUAGGAAUCAUUGUGUACCGAGGUCUUUACUUUGGAAUGUACGACUCCCUCAAGCCAGUUCUUCUUGUUGGUACCCUACAGGACAACUUCUUUGCCAGCUUCUUGCUCGGCUGGGGUAUAACAAUUGGUGCCGGCCUUGCCUCGUACCCCAUCGAUACUGUCCGCCGUCGUAUGAUGAUGACGUCUGGUGAGGCUGUCAAGUACAACAGCUCCUUGGAUGCCUUCAAGCAAAUUGUUGCAAAGGAGGGCACCAAGUCCCUCUUCAAAGGUGCUGGUGCGAACAUCCUCCGUGCUGUUGCUGGCGCUGGUGUCCUUGCUGGGUAUGACAAGCUCCAGGUGAUCGUCUUUGGCAAGAAGUACGGGUCUGGCGGCGCCUAAGAGUAGAUGAUGGUGAACAAAAGAAAGGAUGUUUAGUUGGUGCCUUUGCAUAGCUUAUGUGGACCAUGGACACCAUUUCUAAAUCUAGCACUUGCACAGACUGUGACUGGUUUUGUUAUGCGGUUUGGAUUCUGUGGCUCGUCGUUUUCUGGAGAUCUGAAACAAGCGACUGAGUUAGAAAUUGCGGACCUUAAUGCUUGGAGACAUGUUCAUCCCCAUUGUGACUUUACAUGUUCUACAUCAUUUUGCUGGAUGGUUGAUUGCAUGGUCUAA
Molecule: messenger RNA, 1634 nt
Organism: Panicum virgatum (switchgrass)
Lineage: Eukaryota; Viridiplantae; Streptophyta; Magnoliopsida; Poales; Poaceae
Product: ADP,ATP carrier protein 1, mitochondrial-like
Exons: 4
Coding region: 237-1361 (374 amino acids)
Biological process (GO): mitochondrial ADP transmembrane transport; mitochondrial ATP transmembrane transport
Cellular component (GO): mitochondrial inner membrane
Molecular function (GO): ATP:ADP antiporter activity
Source: RefSeq, a predicted model, not a curated record